Messenger RNA from Penaeus indicus, 6396 nucleotides. Its product is annotated as beta-1,4-mannosyltransferase egh-like. The coding region runs from base 409 to 1905 and encodes 498 amino acids. The transcript has 7 exons. Gene Ontology annotation, molecular function: beta-1,4-mannosyltransferase activity. NCBI's taxonomy places the organism in Eukaryota, Metazoa, Arthropoda, Malacostraca, Decapoda, Penaeidae. Gene Ontology annotation, cellular component: cytoplasm. The record is from RefSeq and is a predicted model, not a curated record.
UGGCAGUACCCUACACGUACAUUCCCUUCACAGUUCUCUAGUAACACUGAGUGUGUGCGUUUUUUCUGUGUGUGGGGGGGGAGAAUAGCCUUUUGUAGUGAGACUGUGGAAGAAAUGUGCUGUGGAUGUACUUUUGAUCUACUGAUAGUUUUGUAAGAGAUUUGCAACCUUUGGACAUAUAUUUAUUGAAGAGAAAAUAGUCAAGACAGUGUUGCUGAUGUUUGGAAAUUAUCAUAUGAUGUUCUUCAAAGUGUUUUCAAUGUGUUGAAAAGGGUCACCAGUUUGACUUAUAAUAGAAAGCAGAAAAAAAGAGUUGUUUAUUUUAUAUAUACAAAUUGGUCAGUUGUAUAGACUCUAAUCAGAUUGCCGUUUUUAAAUUCAGCAUUAACAGUUUUAUUGGUGCUGAUUAUGAGUCGGACUGUUCAAGAUGCAGUUCUCACAACCAGCAAGAUCUCUAGUACUGGAUUUCCAAAUCCAAAAAGAUAUUUUAGAAAAGGCAUCAUGGCUGUGAGUCGGCUGAGCCUGGCCUUCUCCGAGACACUGCACACUACGAAGCAUGUGGCCCAUGUGUGUCUCUUCAUCACAAUCGUCAUUCUGUUUGAAGUUGGGGCUCUAGGGCUGUGGGGAGACCCUCCUGCAUCUGCGUCGUACCCUCCUCUAGUCACACUACUCUUCCAAGUUACUCGACUUUUGCCGUUACUUGCACUACCCCAGGCAUUAUUUAACCUCUUGGGCUUGAUUUGUUUCAAUGCCUUCCCCGAGCGCUCAAAGCUUAAGGGUUCGCCUCUUUUGGCACCGUUUCUGUGCCUGAGAGUUGUGACCCGGGGAGAUUACCCAGACCUGGUCAGGCAGAAUGUCAACCGCAACCUGACGACAUGCCUGCGCGUCGGCCUGGAGAAGUUUAUGAUUGAAGUCGUAACAGACAAGACGAUAGAUCUACCUGAAAAUCAGAGAAUUAGACAGGUUGUUGUACCUUCUAGCUAUCGUCCAAAGAGUGGAGCAUUGUUUAAAGCCCGAGCUCUUCAGUACUGCUUAGAAGAGGAUGUUAAUGUCCUAGCAGAUACUGACUGGAUAGUUCACCUCGAUGAGGAGACUCUAGUUACAGAUGCUGCUAUUAGGGGUAUUCUCAACUUUGUUAUUGAGGGCCGACAUCAGUUUGGUCAGGGCUUAAUAACUUAUGCAAAUGAGAACAUUCAGAACUGGUUCACAACUUUGGCUGACAGCUUUCGUGUGUCAGAUGAUAUGGGCAAGUUGCGGUUCCAGUUCAAAGUGUUUCAUAAACCACUUUUUGGAUGGAAGGGAUCUUAUGUUGUUACUCAGACUGGUGCAGAAAGACGUGUGACCUUCGACCAUGGUCCGGAUGGAAGCGUGGCUGAGGACAAUUAUUUCGGAAUGGUGGCCUUCAAAGAAGGCUACUCCUUCGACUUUAUUGAGGGGGAGAUGUGGGAAAAGUCUCCGUUCACCAUUUACGACUUUUUGCAGCAACGCAAGAGAUGGCUACAAGGGAUCCUCUUAGUGGUCCACAGCCCCCAUAUCCCUAUUAGCACAAAGUGGUUGUUAGCUGUCUCCCUCUACUCUUGGGUCACCAUGCCACUGGCCUUGUCAUCGGUCGUUUUAAGCACCAUCUUCCCUGUGCCUGUGCCUGGCCUCCUCAACUUGGUUGCAGCAUUUGUAGGGGGUGUCAACUUUUAUAUGUACAUAUUUGGUGUGAUCAAGUCGUUCCGUGUGGACCGCGUUGGGUGGAUGAGGAUGGCCAUGUGCAUGAUAGGGGCCCUCAUUACCAUGCCCUUCAACUUCCUCGUGGAGAACAUUGCUGUGCUGCGUGGACUGGUGGGCAAUAAGCACAAAUUCUACAUUGUCAAUAAGUUAACAGGUGCUCCGGACAAUGGAGUGAACAUAGUUUAAGCCAUGAGGAGCAGCCUGGCCUAGUCAUGUCUACACUGUUCUCCCACCUGCUGCUGACCACUGCCACUGCCCGCUGAGGAGUGUAUUCGCUGUUUGCCUACGCAUAUUGACGCUGCUAGUUCGGUCACCAAUUGGUGCUCAUGGCAAAGAAAGGCAUUACAAAUGUCUAUUACAAAAUGUUCCAAAAAUUGAAUAAUCAAACUCUGUAUUGAAGAUUUCUUACAUCAAAGCUUUACAUUGGUUUUUGGCUUGGUUAUUGUGCUUUUUAAUGUGGAUAUAUAUACACAUCAUCUUACAAAAAUAGGAUGUACCUAGUGCUUUAUAAAAUCAUUCAGAAAUGGGUAGAAUGCUUUACCAAUGCAUUAUCAUACUCCUGCUGCAGUAAUUACCAUGGUAAAUAAAUUAUUGCUCUGUAUGGAAUAGAAUCUUCUACAGACAUUUGCAUCAUUACAGUUGUUAAUGGGUUGACCCUUUGGAAGUGGUUUUUACCAAAGACAAUAGAAACACAGCAGUUGAGCCAGCAUGUUUAGGGUGCUGCAAAAUUUCUCAAAUUUUACAGGCUUGUCACAUGACCUUAUCUCAACUUCAUGUAGCAGCUUUAGACAGUCUGGGCUGGAUUGAAUACAGAGCAGUAGGCUUCGAUCAGAGGGUCUUUAGCAGGCACAAAUCAAAAUUUAGGUGUAUGGCCAACGUCGUAAGGCCUUGCUUACCUGUUGAUUCUCACCUUGUUCCAGCUGGGGGUAACACAGCCAGUUUAAAUCAACUUAACUUCAGUAAAAAGAUCCAGACAAAUAUGGAUGAGUGCUUUGUGGUGUAUAUUAGCUUGUGAAUAUGAUGAUAGUGAAACAGGUGCUAUAAGCAUCCCCAUUCUUGUGAUACACAUUCACUGCCAGUGGAAAACAAGCAAGCAGAUAUUUAGACCUGUAAUAUCCAGUGCCAGGGCGUUGCAUUCAGGAUUUCCCUGAACUUGCCGUAAUUAAUUUCUUUUCCUUAAAAAUGUGGAAACCAAUGUUCUUGAUGUCAUUUGAUAUACAAUAUUUAUUUAUUUAUUUAUUUAUUAUUAUUAUUAUUUUUUUUUUUUUGAUAAUUUUCGUUUCAGUCAGGAGCCAGUUUGAAAGUUGCAUUUUGAUGAUUGCUCAGAAGACAGCAGACUUGGAAUAUGUCACGAUAAACUAAUGUCAAUGUUUGAAAGACCAGCAUGAUGGGUGUUACUUAAACAAAACAAAUACAACCAAAAAAUAAAAAAUAUACAUAAAAUAAAAAAAAUGUUUCCAGAAAUCAUCAUUAAAAAGUUUCAGUACAACAAAGCUCUCUCAGAGCACAUUCUGUGGUUUAGCUUACAGGAUGAACAUUUAGGUGCCUCGUUGGCCAUAAUGUUUACCAUUAGCGCUGCACGUGUAAGUGAAAGUAAUUCUUUGUGUUAGUGGAUGCAUCUCAUAGAGUAGACAUAUCUUUGUUCCUUUGGUUGUGAUGUUGUAUUUUAUUUGUUAGAAAAACUCACUGUGUUAUUGUAUAUAUUAUAUGUUUAACUCUUCCGAAGUGCGUUGGAAGAUUUGGUCUUAACCAAAGACUUAAGAACACUAGUUUUUUGUGGGCGUGAUAUUGCCCUUAUUUUGGUAAAUUGAAAGCGAUGUUAUUUAGUGUAGCCAGAUGUACCUCACCAUGUUAAGAGCCAAUAAAAUGUGUGUUAAAGCUGAAUUUAUGUUAUAAAAAUGGCAGCCUGUUUAAGGGCAGAAAGUAUUGUCAAUGUCUGGCUGUAACAUCAUCUGUGAAAUCAUGCCAUAAGGGUAAAGCAGAUGGAUUUCUAUCUCAGAAUCACCUGGACACAAAGUAAUUACUAUAAUUUAAUAAGUAAAAACUGUUACAAUGAAACCAUAAUGUAGCAUAAGGCAGCUGCCACAAAUGCAAAAGGAAGAGAAAUCAUUCUAGAGUGAUGUUUUUUCCAGUUCAUGAUAAAAUAGUUAAGGGUGUUCAAGGGAUUUGUUCCUGGAGAACACAAACCGUGGGAAUGAACAACCAAAUGAGGGUUUGACAGGCCUCAGGACCACUCAGAGUUAUCCUUGAGAAUGGACCAGAAGUUGGCGAAGUGGAGCUGCAACUCGAGUUUUGUGAGGAAUGUGUAAUUUAACUGUGUACUCAGGAGGUUAGAUUAUACAUUUCCAAAAUAGCUGUUUUAACUCAAAGUGUCAUAAGUUAUGCUGUCAUUUGUGUGUUCUAUGAUUCUGAUGUGUGUGUUGAAGUGAUGUUUGUUUCUUGCACAAUGGUAGUUGAUAUUUAUAAUGGUUCAGUUAGAGCACAACUUGUAAAUAUUUCCAAUGUGACUUUCUUACUUGUAUUUGAUUUGUAAACAAAUGCUUUUCUUAGAGGUUGGUGCAUUUACAGUAAGGGUAGUGAUGAUGCUGUGCAUCACUUUUUAUUUAUUCAAAUGUUAAUAGUGUUGAUUCUUUAUUUUUUUUAUCAUGAUUUUUUUCUAUGGGAGUUUUCAGCUGAAAGUCCUGAGUGUGAUAAAGUUAGCAUUAAAUGACAGUUUUUUUUUUUCUUUUCAUUUUCACUUGCAACAGUUUUAUUUCCUGAAACAGGCAUAAAAUCUCCCUCUGAUUCACUUGCACAAAGGAAGGGAUCUUAUUGGUCCUUAGAUUGGCGUAUGAUGCAUCUGAUAGGCCUGACUGAGAUUUUUGAGAAGCUUCAUCUAUAUUUUGUAUAUAUGAGUGUCACACAAAUCCCCCCCCCCCCCCCCCCCCCCCCAAGAAAAAAAGGAAAAGAAAAGAGUGAAAUUUAAAAAGCAAGAACAUGGAUAUUAACUUUUUGAACCACUGCUUUUAAAGAGAUUUUUGCCAGUUACUGAUUUUUUAUUUUUUAUUUUUUGUACAAUACGUCCCCACUGAAAUUUUUAGCGGAUUUGAUUUCAAAAAAUGAUUUUGUUUUCUGAAAGAGGAAAUUCAUCUGUGUUUCAAUUGUGAAUAACAGUCAAACAAAAUUUAUAUUUAAAAAAUGGCAGUAUUCAUAAAAAGUUAGAAACUUAAAAGAGGGUUCAUUUGUAUUCAUUUCCCACAAAUGCAAAAUUUUCAGUUUUAGCUAACUAUAACAUGUAAGAAGGAAGAGAAAGUUGUGUGUCAGUCUAGCCUAAUCACAUAAAUCUUGUGUAUUUGUGCAUGUUUUGUAACUCUUAAAAUCUGGUUUGUUCAUGUUGAACAGCUUAGGGUAAAUGGCAUUAUAGUAUGGUCUGUGUGUGUGUGUUAGAGCUGUGUAUGAUCUCAUGUUCCAUCUAUUGGUUCACUCUAUUGACUUGUAGUAAAAUUCUUUGAUCUACAUUCUUGUAUGCUCAAGUACUUGUCUCAGUGCUUUUUACUGUUAGGUAAUUCGGAACAGUGAUAUUGCAUUUGUUUAUUUAUUUUGUUAUUCGUUGGAGUCAUGAUAAUGAUGGUGGUUAUAUUGGUAAAUGUAGUAAUGAUAAUGAGAAUAAUUAAAAUAUUAUAAAAAAAAUAUAUAAUUAAAGAUGAUUAUAAUGAUAACCAUCAUACUAAGGGAUUAGAUUACAGCAGAAUUAUCUAGGAUGCUGAUUUACAAGGUUCCAGUUCGAUUUGGCGCCAUUUCCAGUGCAUAGCUGAUGGUUGCUUUGUGGCUCCUUGUGAAUUAUGAAAUUAUUAUUGUUGUUAUUGCUGUUGUUGUUAUUGUUAUUAUUUAUUAUUAUUAUUAUUAUUAUUAUUAUUAUUAUUAUUAUUAUUAUUAUUAUUAUUAUUAUUAUUAAUAUUAUUAUUAUUAUUAUUAUCAUUAUUAUUAAUGUAAUCACUAUAAUUUUUCUGUCAUUUAAAUUUUAUGAAAUUUGCUUACUUCUGCUGGUCACAUGCAUGAGCUGGUGUAGAUGAUUGUGUAAUAGAAGUGACACAAACACUUACUUGAUUACAAGUGAAAGGAGUAAGAGACAGUAAGAACAAUGAAUUGAAUGAAGUAUUAAAGUGCUUGUUUCAGUUCAAGUAAAUAACACUAACAGGUACACACACAAUUGAGCCAUUAUUACUGUGCAUAUAUGUUUGCAUUGAACUGUAACACUGAAUAGUUUAGUAAUGAUUACAGUCACUGCUUCUCUAUGUCUAUGAAUGUGUAUUUUAUUUCUUUCUUGACCAUGUAUACUGAAAGUGUAUUUUGAUGAACUCUGUACCUGUCCAGAAUAGGGGAAAACAGCAGCAACGACAAGAAAAGACACAGGCUUGACAAUGACAAGGAUGUCUUACUUUUUCUUUUUGAAAACAUUUUUUCUCCUUUUCCUUUUGUGUGAACUUUAGGUCAACUCUUGGGUCACAGAGGAGAUAGAACACAGUAACUUAUUUUUUCUAUGAAGGAGUAAACAUGUGUAAUGGAUGAUCUCUCUUAUUUUUUUUUUCUUUUCUUUUGAAAAGUAAUUAAUUUAUUAAGAACUGCAGAGCUGCCUAUAACUAAUUUAUAGGAUUUGCUGUCUUCAGGAAGCUGGUUGAUAAUAAAAUAUUGAAGAAA